AUGCCACCAUCCACACCAUCCACCGCAGAAGGUUUCUUGUGGACCCCCAAAGGUACCAAGGAAGGCCUACAAACACACGCAUACCAAGUCUCCUCGUCUACGAUAAAGGAUAACUACGAUGUCAUUGUGAUCGGUGCAGGUUUCGCCGGUCUCAUCGCAGCAAGAGAUCUUAGCCAAAGACACAAUCUCAAGGUCCUGCUCCUCGAAGCCAGAGACCGCAUCGGAGGCCGCACAUGGACAGCCAACGUUCUAGGCGAAGAAAUCGAAAUGGGCGGAACAUGGGUCCACUGGGCCCAGCCUCACUUGUACAGCGAGCUGCGUCGGUACGGACUACAUGCCAAUUUGAAGACAUCUGCUGGAACGUUGGCGCCGGAAAAACAAUUCUUUGCAUCUGGUGGUCCGCCAGGGGAGAUAUCGAUUGCGGAAGCGGGCGAGAUCUUGGAUCGUGUCUCGCGGGCUUUCUUUACGGUCGAUGGUUAUGAUAGUCGUGCUCUUAUGCCUUAUCCUCAUGACCCGUUGAGGGAACCGGCUUUGUGGCGGUCGUAUGAUCAUUUGUCUGUGAAGGACCGGCUGGACUGCUUGGCUUUUACGCAGUUUGAAAAAGAUCUUUUCGAAUCCAAUGUGAGCACCUUUGGCAGCGCUCCUGGAUCAAGUAUUGGCUUUACUGAGGCUCUUCGGUGGUUUGCUUUGGGCGGACAUAGUAUGGCAGGGGUAUUUGAGAUGGCAGGGCUAUAUAAGAUUGGGAAAGGAGGGAUGACUUCAUUUGCGCAAGCGAUAUUGGGAGACUACACUGGUGACAUGCUGUUUGGCACCGCGGUGAAACAUAUCAGUGAUUCUGCAUCGGGAAUCAAGAUCACGACUACCUCUGGGAAGUAUUUGAAAGCAAAGACGAUUGUGUGUACAAUUCCUUUGAACUGUCUGGGGGACAUCACUUUCAAUCCCCCCUUGAGUGCCCUUCGACAAGCAGCCAUUGAAGAAGGCCAUAUCAACACAGGAGCCAAAAUCCAUUUCAAGUUACGUCCCAUACAGCCGGCAUGGUUCGCUACAGCCUGUUCCAGUACAUACCUCUUUGCAUUCUCCGACCACAACGGCACUCAAACCACCGGGCCAUCGGGAACUUGGUGCAUUGGCUUUGGGUACAGCUCCCAGCUAACGGACAAGCGGAAUAGCAAGGAGAUUGUCGGUAAAUUCCGCAAGAACAUUCAGCCAGAUGCCGAAGUUGAGGCAUACGCAACCCACGAUUGGAUGAAUGAUCCAUAUGCUAAAGGAGUGUGGGCUUGCUGGGGCCCUGGGUCUGCAUCCAAGUAUCUUCAAGAGCUCCAAAGUCCUCAUGGGCGAGUCAUCUUUGCCAGCGCAGACUGGUCAGAUGGAUGGAGAGGGUUUGUAGACGGGGCCAUUGAGCAGGGCCAACAAGCUGUGCAGGAUGUAGUGGUGGUUUUGAACGCAAGCUCUACAUCUCGUCCGAACCUGUGA
Molecule: messenger RNA, 1473 nt
Organism: Penicillium salamii
Lineage: Eukaryota; Fungi; Ascomycota; Eurotiomycetes; Eurotiales; Aspergillaceae
Source: the annotation of a GenBank genome assembly